Molecule: messenger RNA, 12414 nt
Organism: Sinocyclocheilus grahami
Lineage: Eukaryota; Metazoa; Chordata; Actinopteri; Cypriniformes; Cyprinidae
Product: ankyrin repeat domain-containing protein 11-like
Exons: 12
Coding region: 150-8558 (2802 amino acids)
Biological process (GO): anatomical structure morphogenesis
Molecular function (GO): protein binding
Source: RefSeq, a predicted model, not a curated record
UUACGCAGGAUUCCUUGGACUUCACAGCCACAUCUUCAGCAUUUUUAGCUGGAUUUUAACCUUUCCCAUCUGAAGACAGCCAUGGAAUCGACGGUCGAUGACGAUGCGAUGGAAGCGUGAAUGAGGUUUGGCGUGGCAAUAGCUGAACGAUGCCCAAGGGUGGGGGUUCUAAAACCCCCCAGCUGGAGGACUUCCCAUCCAACACCGACAUGGUGGAAAAACAGGGUGGGAAGAAGGAUAAAGACAAAGGCUCGUCAAACAAGACUCCUAAAUUGGACCACAGCGAUGGUGUCAAAGAGAUGAAAGAGAAAGCUCCUAAGAGGAAGCUGCCCUUCACUGUUGGAGCCAAUGGGGAUCAGAAAGAUUCAGACUCUGAAAAACACGGUCCAGAGCGGAAGCGCAUUAAAAAAGAGCCCACUAACACCAGGAAGUCAGGCCUGCCAUUUGGGAUGGGCAUGCCAGGGAUCCGGGCCGGGUACCCCCUCUCAGAGCGGCAGCAGGUGGCUCUUCUCAUGCAGAUGACGGCGGAGGAGUCCGUAAACAGUCCAGACACAACACCAAAGCAUCAAUCGCAGUCAAGUCUGGGUCAGAAGGGAACACCAAACUCUGCCUCAAAAACCAAAGACAAAGUUAACAAGCGGAAUGAGAGAGGUGAGACGCGGCUGCACCGAGCAGCCAUACGUGGGGAGGCACGCCGGAUAAAGGAGCUCAUCAGCGAGGGAGCUGACGUGAAUGUAAAAGACUUUGCAGGCUGGACUGCACUGCAUGAGGCGUGUAACAGAGGGUAUUACGAUGUGGCCAAGCAGCUGCUGGCAGCCGGGGCUGAGGUUAACACCAAGGGCCUGGAUGACGACACGCCUCUACAUGAUGCGUCUAACAAUGGCCAUCUCAAAGUUGUGAAGCUGCUGUUACGAUAUGGAGGGGAUCCUUGUCAAAGCAACAGAAGAGGAGAGACUCCAUUAAAAGUGGCAAAUUCGCAAACAAUGCUUAAUCUGUUGCUGGGAAAAGGCACUUACACCUCCAGUGAGGAGAGUUCCUCAGCAGAUUCUUCUGAAGAGGAAGAUGCUCCAUCAUUUGCCCCAUCCAGCUCUGUUGAUGGCAAUAAUACAGACUCAGAGUUUGAGAAGGGCUUGAAAUUAAAAGGGAAGGGCAUGGACCCACCCAAAUCCACCACCACUCCUGUCAAGGAUGAGUACGAGUUUGACGAGGAUGAUGAGGAGGAGCGUGUCCCACCUGUGGACGACAAGCAUCUGCUCAAGAAAGAGUUCCGCAAGGAACCCGUCAGCAAGACAAACAACUUUAUCUCCAUACCCAAGAUGGAGGUUAAAACCUAUUCCAAAAGCAACUCGCUAACACCAAAGAAGGCUGUGCGCAGGAUCCUGUCGGACAGCAACAGCUCGGACGAGGAUGACAGGACGUUGUGUUUCACACCCACGACCACGCCAAGGCAAACUACACCUCAGACCAAUGUCAAGAUCCGGGACUCGACGUCACUGAGCUCCAAGCAGCAAAAAGACAAAAGUAAAGUCAAGAAAAAGAGGAAGAAGGAGACAAAAAAUAAUGUUAGUAAGGAGGUGCGCUUUGGUAAAGUGAAUGACAAGUUUUGCACCUCAGAUUCUGAGAUUGGGGACCUGGAGAGUGAGGAUGAUAAAGGAUCCAUGCAGAGUGCAAAUUGUGUUAAGGACUCUUCUACCUUGAGCCUCAAAGAACCCUCAGUUUUUAGUUCUCUGUCUAUUUCGAAUUCAUCCUCCACGCAUGGGAGUCUGGGCUCUCAGAAACACACACAGUCUCUGGCAGAGCAGCACCCAAAGCAGUGGAGGACAGAUGGCUGGAAGACUGUGUCCUCUCCAACGUGGUCUGAUGUCAGUUCCCUCUCGGACUCAGUCAGGACAAGGCUUUCCAGCGAGUCAGACUACUCUUCUGCCGACUCCAGCAUUGAAUCUCUGAAACAGGUGAAAAAGAAAGUGCAAGAUAACAGAAAGAAAAACAACACGCAUGCCAAUGUGGUAGACAAAAAGAACUCUGAGUUUUACAAGAACUCAAACGCAGAUGGGACCAUUUCUAAAACAGACAAAGAUGGAAAAGUGUUAAAGAAACACAAAGUGAAACACAAACACAAAAGUAAGGAAAAAGAUAAGGCUCCAAGUGUCGUGUUAAGUCAAGACAUGAAUGAAAAGUUUGUCAAGAGCUUUUCUUUUGACUUUGACGAUACGCGACUGAAGUCGCUUAUUGUUGAGACAGAGGCACCUUCUGAAAAUAGGGUCAAACUUUCCAAACAUGAGAAAGAUCAUUUUAAGAAGGAGGACAGACUGUCUAAGGGUAAAUCAGAAGACAAGGACUGGCCAGGUAAAGAAACUCAAAGGGUGAUCAAGGAAGAGAGGUCGAAGAAGACAAAGGAGUCCAACAAGGAAAAGGUGAGCAAAGAGGAGAGGGACAAACCUUUGAAGACUGAGAAGGAGAGAAGCAUAAAAGACAAAGACAAGGCAAAAGAGGAGAAGCAGAAACCCCAUAAAGAUGAUAAAAAGAAAAAGUCUAAAGAUAAGUCUCUUAAAAUUGACAAAAAAAAUGAGCAAAAAGAAGACAAACAUUUUAAAUCUGAGAAAAGCAUAAAGGAAGAAAAGGAAAAGUCUAAGAGGGAUAAAAACAUCAAGGAAGAACCUGAUUAUGAAGAUUAUGACUUAAAAAAUCACCUACUAGAGGACACCAAGAUGAGUGCAUCAGAUGACCCCCAUGAUCGGUGGCAGUCAGACAUGUCUUCUGACAGUUCGCUUUAUGGAGAUGAUAGCUGGGACGCUCCUGUAAAAGAAUACAAAGCAAAUAAUGCGGUCAAGUUAAUUGUAGAAACAGUCAAGGAGGAAAGCAGGGACAGAAAAAAGGAAAAUAAGGUCAAAGAUAAAAAGCCAGAUCAUGCGUCAAAGAAGAAAGACAAGGAAUCCUCUGAAAAGAAUGCUGAAAAGAAAAAAGACUGGACAGACAAACAAAAGUUUAAUUCUGGUCAGUCACUGGAAAAGGAGAAGAAACGAAAAGAAUCAGCAGAGGGUGUCAAAGAGAAGAAAGAGAAGGAUUCUGUGGAUGGCAGCAGAGACAGAAAAGACUCCUAUGAGUUUACUAAAGAAAGGAAAGACUCCAAAACGAAACAAGAAUCUUUGAGAGAUGACUAUGGGAGUGAGGCCUUCUUUAAAGACAAACCAGAAAAUGAAAACUUUUGCAAGUCUGACCCCAGGGAGAGGAACCACUCUGGAAAGGAAAGGGAGAAGAAAAUGGAUAGUGUGGAAAAGAAAGAGAAAUCCAAAGGAGAAAAACACAAGGACAAGCCUAAGGACAGAAAUUUGGACCAGGAAAAGGACAAACCUGAGAAAAACUCAAUUGAUAGAUCAAUGAAAGAGAAAGACCCAGAAAGGGCCUCUAAAGACAAGCGAGAUGGGGUUAAAGAAAAGCAUAAAGAUUCUCAUAGCAAAGAAAAAGAAAGGAAGAUGUCGUCUGAACAGAAUAAAGAUAAAAAAGAAAAGACAUCCCAGGACAAACAUGCUGAUAGAGAAAAAGAUUUCUUGGAGUUUAAGAAAGAAGAGAGAAAACCUGAAAAGGUGAGAGAAAAGACAUGGUAUACAAUUGCAGAUAUUUUUACAGAUGAGAGUGAGGAUGAAGAGGACAAUUAUAAUGGGGGUGUUGCAAAAUUUAGUGACUCUCUUGGACUGUCAGAUUCACACAGGAAAGAUUCCACACCUGACAGAGAUGAAAUUGAUAAUUUCCAAACAGACAAACAUAAGAAAUACUCUGAGGGCAAAACACAUUCCACGGAAAAACAAAAAGACAAGGAACAUAAAGAUAAGAAAAAAGAGAAGGCAACAUUUGAUGCUGGAAAAGAGAGAAAAGCCUCCAUGGAAAAACACAAAGAUAAAAAGGACAAAGAUUCAACUGACACAAAACAUAAGGAACGUAAGGACAGAUCAUCUGUGGAUUCAAAUCAAGAGAAGAAAAGCAAGCAGAAACUUCUUGACAAGAGAGACAUCAGUGAAGAAAAGGGCAAAAAUAAAUACAAAGACAAGACGGAGCACUCAAAAGAACGAAAAUUUUCAAAGGGGACUGGUGAAAAUGAGAAAUCCUUGUUGGAGAAACUUGAAGAAGAGGCUAUGAAUGAUUAUAAAGAUGAUUCCAAUGAUAGAAAUAGUGAAAUUUCAUCAGACAGUUUCACAGACAGAGGUCAUGAGCCUGUUUUAAGCAGCUUCUAUGAUUCCUCCAACAUCAGCAUACCUGACAUAUCCGAGGAGAGAAGAGAGUCAGUAUCCAUUUCUAAUCCACAGGACAAGUUCAGAGAGAGAGAGAGGCAUAGACAUUCAUCAUCCUCAUCAUCCAAAAAGAGUCAUGACAAAGACAAGGAGAAAGUCAAGAAAGAAAAGGGGGAGAAAAAAGAUAAGUCGGAGGAGAUCAGAGAAUCCUAUGGUCGCAGAGAAAGCUUGCCCUUUGACAAAGAGCCCAUGCCUUUGGAGGCUGACCCUUACACUUUUCCAUAUGGUUCCAAAGCUGAUGGUGAGGAUGACUUGGAAAAAACUCUGGAAUUUGAGAAGGAGAUGUCCAAAAAGGACAAGACAAAUAGUGUCAUGAACAGUGAGAAAAUAAAAGAUAAAAAGAAGAAAGAGAAACACAAGGAAAAAGUGAAAGAAGAAAAGCAUAAAUAUUCAGAUGGUUUUGGCUCCUUCAGGCACUCAAAAGAGGAACUAAAAUCUGGAUUGAAGGAAAACACUCAAAUCACAAGUCUUAAAGAGAAAUCUAAAGAAGACGGUUCUAAAUUUGAUGGGAAAAAUAAGGAGAGAAAUAAAGAUAUCAUGGAUAAAGAUAGAGCAGAUAUCAAGGCAAAGGUCAGAGAUGAGAAUGACAAAAUCAGCCAGUCAAAAGAGACCGCUCGAAAGGACAACCGCCCUCGCGAAAAGCUUUUGGUUGAUGGAGAUCUUAGACUAACAAGUUUUGGCAAAAUGCUUAGUUUAAAAGAUCAGGAAAUUGAAGAGCGCCAUAAGAAACACAAAGAGAGAAUGAAACAGAUGGAAAAAUUGAGGCAUCGAUCAGGCGACCCUAAAUUCAAAGAUAAAACUAAGUCAAAUGAAGAACUGAAGAAGAACCGCAGUGAACUCUCCAAAAAAUCUGCUUCAGUGGAAAUUACUUUGAAAGAGAAAAAGCUAAAAGAUAUUGGCCUUCCAACCCAAAUGACGUCGCCUGACAGAAAACCACAACCUAUGGACAGUCAGAACUCGAAAGACUGGCUUGCUGGCCACCAAAUGAAGGAAAGUCUUCCUGCAUCUCCACGACCUGACCAGAACAGACCAACAGGUGUCCCCACCCCAACAUCUGUGAUCUCAUGUCCAAGCUAUGAGGAAGUCAUGCAAACUCCACGCACUCCAUCCUGCAGUGCUGAGGACUAUCCUGAUAUCAUGUUUGAGAAUCUUGAGUGUCAGAAUUCCUCGGCCACAAGCAUAAAUGCCUGCUCUCCUUUGUUCUUUGAUAGAUAUUCUAACUCAUCAAGUAAUGUCCAGGAGGAAACAUGCAUAACACCAGCAAAGAACAUGCAGUUACCCCUUGUGAGUCGGUCUGUCACCGCUGAUGUCAGAAGACCACUUGAGAUUGAGUUCAAAGUAGAGGCAGACAAGUUAAGACAGCAACAUACACCAGAUGGCACAACAUUUGAGUCUUCAGCCUCACAUCUUAUUGAGGACAAGAUGGCAGCUGACAGACUUAAUUGCAUUUCCUCUACAUUCUGUUCAUCACCUAUCGACAUGAUGUCUCCCAUGCCUGACCCAUCGCAACAUGAUGGCGUGCAAGAUGAAGCAUCUAUUGUAAAUUGCAUCAACGAUGGGAGUGAACACUCAGGAAGUGUCUUUAACAACUAUCUUAUGAAGCCCUCAACUCCAGUCCAUAAACCCGACCCCCAGGAGCCUUGUCUGGAUAUAGCUGCUCCCCCAACUCCAGCACCUGCUGCCCUGCCUCCCAUGGAUAUUGAUGAUCUUUCAGAGCCACACCAAAGUGGACCUGGUCUAACACCAGCCCACCCUGUUAGUGGGAGUGACUACUUGCCUCCUGUUGUUGAAGAGCAAGAAGAAGAUGAGGAGGAAGAUGAUGAUUUUGUUGAGGAUGCCAGAGAUCACCACGCUGCAGACGACACCAUCCAGUCCAGAAAUGACCCCACUUAUUCCUUUGGGAUUGAGGAAUCGGACAAAAAGGCUUGGUUUGAAUGUCCAGAUAGAAGAGAUCCUGAUGUACUUCCCUUAACACCAACCCAUCUGCAAGACAACUACAUGGACAACUCAUGUGAUCAGUCCUUAGGCUGGAAUUCAGAAGUGCUCAUGAAAUCUCCUCAUGAGACUUACAGAGAGGUUGAGGCAGCUGUCUCAAAGAUUAGCAGUCCCUAUUCACACUCAGAUUGUGAUUUGCAGCAUAUUCCAAGUGUAAUGCCUGUGACACCACCUCACUCUACUUAUUCUACAGCAUACUGUCCAUCACAAAUAUCUGACUCUCAUUAUGAGGUCCACAAAGACACAGUGGAAGACAUUCAAUCACCAGAAAGACCUGUAACAGAGGCAUUGGAGUCAGAACCAUCUCGACUAGAAACUUUCUUCACUCAUUGCAAACCAAAUCCUGACGAAGAUCCAAUGGACCUAGAGCCCCCAUGUAUGAUGAAAGACAAUAGACAAGAGUCUCCCACCUAUGCUGCAGAGAACAUCAUGUCUGCAGCUCCGCCAGUCAGCCAAGAACCAGUUGUUUCAUGGGUGGAUCCAUUCUCAAGUGCAGCUGAUGAAAUGGAUGACAUGGGACCCUUCUCUAUACCAGACCUUCCUUUUCCAGAGAAAGAGAUGCAGGACCCUGAUAUAACAGCCCCAGAGAUUGCAGAGAGUAAGCAUCCACCUUCUCAGACAAGACCUCCAGUCAUUGAGACAAGUGAAAAUGAAAUAAUGGAUGUUGACCUGCCAAGUUUGUCCAAAGUUCCUUGUUCUCCUGCAGUUGUGCCUCUGACUGAAUCUGGUCAGGAUUUGGUUCCUCCAAUAAGUGACAAUGGCUAUAGACCACUGUGUGAGUUGGAGCCAGAGCCUCAGAACAUCCCAGAUGUUCCUCCCAUGAAAGAAACAAUUCCAGAGGAGAGGAGAGCGUUUGAAGAUGUGAAUGAAAACAAUGUUAACUUGUUUUCUACUGAAAAUGAAAAGGACCAUGAAUACAUGCAAAAAGAAACAACUCCAGAUACCAUGAUGCCAUCAGUUAUGGUGCAAUAUUUGGAUCUACCAGCCACCACAAAACCACUUUUAUUAGGACAAAAUCCUGUGGUAGCUUUGGGUCCCUCAUGUAGCCCUCAUUCUUCUGUUCAGGUUCCAACUGUCUCAGUGCCUAGCAGCACUGUAUCAGAGGCUCUUGAAACAACCGCCAAGUUGUCAGUGACCAUACCAGUGUCUGAUGCACCCAAGAAAAUUGAGGAAAUUCCUCAGAGGAUGACCCGGAAAAAGGCUCAGAUGCUGGCCAAUCAGAACAAGCAGAGUGCUGCUCUAAGCUCAUCAAGCGUCACCUGUUCAGUAUCCUCCUCAUCAGUCACCACAAGUGUGACCACCUCUUGUGUCACUGUAGAAAAGGAGAAAGAGCCCAUCAGCUCAACCACAGCUCAAACGUCCACACCUGCACUAAUCACCAAAACAAAAGGCAGGCCUGUUGAGGAUGACGACAACCAGUCCCAACAUCCACGCAAGAGGAAGUUUUCAAAAUCAGGCCAGCAACAAGUGCAGGUUCAGCUUGUGAACACAGCCAUGAAGCAGACCCGGGAGAUGAUCCAGCAGACACUGGCAGUCAUUGUGAAUGCCAUCAAAUUGGAUGAAAUCGAGCCAUACCACAGUGACCGUUCCAACCCCUAUUUUGAGUACCUUCAGAUCCGCAAGAAAAUUGAGGAAAAGCGGAAGAUUUUGUGUUACAUAACACCUCAAGCUCCCCAGUGUUACGCAGAGUAUGUUACGUACACAGGCUCCUAUCUACUUGAUGGCAAGCCUUUGAGCAAGCUUCAUAUUCCUGUGAUUGCUCCACCCCCAUCUUUGUCGGAGCCCCUGAAGGAGCUGUUCAGACAACAAGAGGCAGUGAGAGGAAAACUAAGACUGCAGCACAGCAUUGAGAGGGAGAAGCUGAUUGUAUCUUGUGAGCAAGAAGUGCUGCGAGUUCAUUGCAGAGCAGCAAGAACGAUCGCAAAUCAGGCCGUUCCUUUCAGUGCUUGCACAAUGCUGCUGGAUUCAGAAGUCUACAACAUGCCAUCAGAAAGCCAGGGGGAUGAAAACAAGUCUGUGAGAGAUCGCUUCAAUGCUCGCCAGUUUAUCUCCUGGAUUCAAGAUGUGGAUGAUAAGUACGACCGCAUGAAGACGUGUUUGCUAAUGCGGCAGCAGCAUGAGGCCGCCGCUCUGAAUGCAGUGCAGAGAAUGGAGUGGCAACUUAAGGUACAGGAGUUGGACCCUGCUGGACACAAAUCUCUGUGUGUGAACGAGGUCCCCUCCUUCUAUGUGCCAAUGGUCGACGUCAACGACGACUUUGUACUGUUGCCUGCGUGACACAGACACACAUUGAGACUCUGAGAGUUCGGUCUAAUAUCAAUCAUCUGUCAAAGAGACAUCAAACAAAGUUCGGUAAGGGCUAGCUGGUUUGAGGAGAUUUCUUUGAGGAGAGAAAAUAUAUAUUAUAUAGAAAAAAGGUAAAUGACAAAACUCAUCCUUUUCUGCCCGAGGAGGAACCGUCUUUUUACGGGAGAAAAAACACAACUUGCACUUUUAUCCUAAAGUUUUUAUGGUUUUGUUUGGGAUCUUAAAAGCAAAAUUGCUUUGAACCUUGUCCCUCCUGUCUUGGGUAUUUGGGCGAGCAUAUGGGACAGAAUUUUUUAUACCCAUACUAAGUUACAACAGACAUGGAGCUUGAGACAGGUUCGUCCACAUGUGUGCUCCAGAACAAGGGGACAGACGGCACAGUGGUGGACACAGAACAGCGAACACGGUCAAAAAGACACGAGAGUGUGACAGGAGUGCUAACAAACCCUCAACCUGUUUGAACCUGAGUCUAUAAUGCCUACAGCAGUGGAGAGAGUGGCUUUCCUGCUGUACAGCACCCCAUGCAGCCCCACAUUCAGGGCAGGAAGCUGCAUGCAGGGGGCAGCAGCUCAGUAACAGAGCCGGGAGGAGAGACUGCGUUCAAUUUUAGGGCAUCCUCACAGGGCAUGAGACCUAGAGUGCCCUCACAUGGUGACAACAGAGCAUUUGGUCCCAGAUGCUGCCAGGUCUGACAUGCCUUGUUUCAAACAACUGCUUAAGGAAAAAGACUAAUGAAAGAGCAAAUAUUGCUGUCACAAAUCACGAGACAAGGACUUCGAAGAUUAUAGUUUUUCCUUUUUUUUUUUUUUUUUUUUUUUUUUAAAUGUUUGUUUUUGGUUUAUGUCUUUCUUUACUCGGGCAUUUCAUUGUUCCCUUUCUGAGGAAGUGACUUGAAACACUACAGAGCCAACAUUAGUUUAAUGGAAAAAAAAUACAAAACUGAAAAAAAAAAAAGUAUUCCGUAAAUGAUGUACAGUUUUUAUAAUCAUUAACCAAUGUAUUCUCGCUGCCUUCUAGAUAAUUUAUUUUGCCACACAUUACUGCACAGUUGUAAAUAACUUAUGUACUGUAACAUCACUCAGUUAAGUGUAAAAAAAAAAUAAAUGAAUAAAAGUUAUCAUUGUAUGUACAGUUCACUUUCAGGCAGCACUUCCCCCUCACCCCAACAUCCCUCACCAAACAAACACACCACCCCCCGGCCAAAAGGUGUACGCAUCGUCAGUAUUUUCAAGACUUCCAUGCAGCGGUCCUUAAGGUUUCUGUCCAAGGCUAGUCAAAGUAAAUCUAGAUCGUCAUCACCACCGUCAUUAGGAAACACCAUUUCUCCCGAUUACUCUGUCAGGGCCAGGACCAUAGUUUUCAGAUGUAGCAGAGUGAUUAUGGAUUUAUUUAAAGAAUAGUAGAGGUAUAUUAUUCAUCAUUUUAUUACGCAAGUAUAUAAAAAGUAUAAACCAAGAAAAUGCCUUUAUACAGUUAACGUCUCUGAUUUCUUCUAAAGCUGCACAAGUCAUAGGUAGGAUAGGACGUGAUUUGGAGCCUUUUCAUUUGGGUCUGUCUAAAUGUUAACUACGCCAUGCACGGUGUAGAACAUAUUUGACUUUAUUACACAUUGUACAGUUACAAUCAUGGGAGUUUUGUUUGUGUGUGUGUGUGUGUGUGUGUGUCAUGCCCUCUGAUCAUGUUACAAUCUUUUUUUUUUUUUAAGACAUGAAACUGCAAGUUUUUUUAAUCCCCCACACAUACCCUCUCUUCAGCACUAUUCAACCGUUCUUAAAGAUCUUAGCAAUUAGGAGUUUGGGAAAUCAGAAUCAAAUAUCACCCCAUUGCCUGUUUAAAAAUAUGUAGGUUCAUUCCUGCUUUUUUGUUGUUGUUGCCGUUUUUUAAUGUUCUGUUUUGUUCUCAAUCUUAUCUGCAUAUAGAAGGAAAUGCAUCAUUGCAUCAGACAAACGUUUUUUGUCCAAAAGCAAGGUGACUUUUAUUGCGUGACACUUAGAAGUGAUGUCUCGGCACGCUCCAUUAUUAGAAACGUACUGAUAAGGACUUUUACAGAUCAAUAUGGCAGAACAAAACAUACACACACAUCUCAGUUCUUGGAUUUACUAUUCAUAUACAUGGGCUCUCUGCCUCAACUUCCUUGUGAAUGUUCUCACAUAAUUUUUUUUAAAUGCACCAAUAUCAAUUAUUCUGAUUAUUCUUUAUUUUGUCCUUUACCAUCUGAAUAAACUUUACAGUACAUUUAGCUGUUUAAAUUUGUCAGUAAACACAGAGGGGACUAGCGUUUUUUUGUUUUGUUUUUUUUAAAGAGGGUUAUUUCUAAUUAUUAGAUAUUGUUUUGUUUUCUUUGGGGAGGGGGGGGGGGUGAACUUGACAUGUGGUUUUGAUAUUUUACCCUUUCUCAUUACCUGCCUGUACUUCAGUGUGAGGUUGUGUGAUGUUUGCUUAACCAUCCAGGCUAGUAUUUUUAUUUAUUUAUCUCCCCCUCUAUUUCUUUCUUUCAUGUGUGGUUGCUAGUCUGUGAAAAUCCCACAUGACGCAGUUCUGUAUGUGUGCAUUGAGUCUGGGUGCAACAGGUGUCAGUGCAAACCAAAAUGUCUACAAACAGAUUCUUCUGAGUGCACAAUAUGAAUAGCUUUCUGUUCCGAUUAUGUCCGAUUUUAGUGCUUUCUUUUGUGUUGUGUGGUUUCUCUAACAAAAACCCUUGAUUUCAGAUAAAUGCUUUUGGUGUUAUUAGGUGCAUUUUUCCCCCAUGGAACCGAAAUAGUGAUUUGUUAAUCAAAUGGUUUAUGUAUCAUCAUUAAGCCCCUGUAUAUGUACUGUUUACAAGAUGAUAUGUGAAUAUUUCCACUGUCCUUUGCCCUGGUGAGAGCUUCUUUCUUUGGGGGGGGGUUCCCACCACUGAAUCAAUUUUAAAAGGCUUGAAAUUGGGAUUUGAUAGAAAGUAUAACCUGAGUUCUGUUUGGGCUUUACUAUUCAGCACUUAUAAGCCAUAAUUUACAUGAAAGUUUUAUUUAAUACUCACUCUAAAUAUACUAUAUUGGGGACUAACUGACCAUGAGAUUGGACAACAGAAAUCUUACACAUGCUUGCCUGUUGACUCACUGACCUCUGUCUGCAACACAUUACCUCUACUAAGUACACAGAUUACUGAUUAUUCCAGUUAUAGAUUGUAUAGAUUAGGUGUUGAGCCACAAUUUCAAGCCUUGUUUUAAAAAACUGUUUUCCUCAGUAUCAACAAAUCUAACAGAUGAUUCUUGAAAUGGAAUUGAACUCCUCUAACAUGUUGAACUCUUCAUAAAUAGCGAGACAUAACCUAUUUAUUAUCUUUCUGACACCUGUGGUAUGUUUGAGUUGAAGGUCUCCGCUGUGUAAAUUUUCCUCUUGUAAUGCGUAAACGAGACGUUGUACAUAGCUGUAAAUAAUAUUCCAGGACAUUUUGCACCCUCCUCUUUGUACUAGUCUAAACUUGCGUAGAAUGUGAGGUUCUAACAGCAACGAGACUGUCGCGCUCGCUGCCGGUGAUGUAACAAUGUAUCUUUUUUUAUUUGUACAAUGUAGUUCAAUUGUGUACAUAUUGUUGGAGCAGCUAUGGGAGGGGAGGGGUUUAUUGAUGCUAUCGUCAGUGCUGUCAAAGAUCCAGUACUUUCACCUUUAGCUGUGUUGAUAUCCUGCAAUUCAAAAAGCGAGAAAGUAAUAAAAUUUAAAAAAAAAAAAAGUUAACGGCGAGGAAAAAUUCAAAAUUGUUAUUUUCUACACUUGCAUGUACAGAGAGCGCGAGAACUGCUGUUGUUCCUCAGAGAUUAUGUUCGUAAAUAAAUUUUUGAAAUGA